GGCUCAUGGUGUGCAGGCUUCCAGCCCCUGGUCUGGAGGGCUGGGGUGGUGUCUCACCCUGAGUGAGACAAAACAGAAGCAGGCUGGAACCUUUGGCCCUCAUCAUCACACAUCUCCUGCUUGCUUCAGGGCAGAGCUCCUCUCCCCCCUCCCUGCUCUCCCCAGGCACACACGAAGCAGCCAGGGCCCUGCAGAACACUGCUGCCUGCCUCAAAAUAUUUCAAGUGGGCUGGAGCAGGCAUGGAGGAAGCAGUGGAAGCCACCAGACACUGAGGCUUUGCUGCAGCAGCCUCACCACAUCCUCCCAUUGCUUCAGUGGAAAGUCCUGUGCCCUAAACCCCCAUCUAGGAGAGGGGAGGGCAGCUGCAGCCUGUGCCAGGGAAUGCAGUGGUGCCAGCUCUGGGCGUGACACUGCCAGUGCUGCCCCACCCCUGUCACCACUUCUUCAGCCACCGGCACCUUCAAGUACUGCCACAACCAGCACAGCUGUGGGAACAGCCACCCUGCUACAGGCAGGGCUGCCACAGUGUCCCAUGGCCACAGAGGAUCUGGCCCCAUGGCCCAGCAAUGCCAGCAGGACCUUGUGCCCCGUGGAUUCCACCUUUGCCCAGCACUUCUUGCCCAUUGUUUACCUGGUGGUGAUCCCCAUGGGGCUGGUGGGGAAUGGGCUGGGGCUAUGCCACCUCUGCCUUGGGAUUUGGCAUGGCACCCACCACCCCCUUGGGCUGCUGGUGGGCAGUCUGGGACUGGCUGACCUGCUGUAUGUCAGCACACUGCCCUUCCUCGUCAGCUACUACCUGCGGGGCAGACUGUGGCUCUUCAGGCACGGCUGGUGCUGGGUCACCUGGGGCCUCUUCCACCUCAACCUCUACACCGGCAUCAGCUUCCACUGCAUCAGCGUCCACCACUACCUGGGCAUCGUGCACCCGCUGAAGGCACAGGGCAGGUGCCAGGCAGUGACCUCCUUGGCGUGGCUCAGCGGAGUGCUCUGGCUGUGGGUCGCUGUGCAGGUUGCUCCAGAUUUUGCCUUCAGCAAGAUGGAUUACAAGGGGGUGCGGUGCCACGACACAACAGGACAUGAGAGCCUGGGCAUUUACCUGCCAUACACCACAGCCAUCACCAUCACUGGGUUUGUCAUCCCCCUCCUCAUCAUCGUCGGAUGCUACUGCCACGUGGUGGUGGUGCUCUGCAGAAACGACACCGUGGACCUCGGCCUCAGGAGAAGAAGCAUCAGACUGGUGAUUCUCAUGGUGGUCCUCUUCUGCCUCUGCUUCCUCCCCUACCACAUCUUCAGAAACCUCAAUUUGUUGUCUCGAGGCUGGCAGCUGCAGGGGUCCUGCACACAGGCUGGAAAGAACAUCUACAUUUCCUACCAGGUGAGCCGGGGCCUGGCCAGCCUCAACAGUGCCCUCAACCCCCUGCUCUACCUGAUGACCAGCAAGGACUGCGUGUCCUGUAUGAGGACCGUCCACCGAAGUGGCAGCCAGUACCUCAGGUCCACCUUUAGGAGGAAAACCUUGCAGGGGAGUGAGAGGAAGAUGGGCAUCAUUCUUCCUGAGGAGGAGGCUUCUGAUGAGCUCUGA
Molecule: messenger RNA, 1583 nt
Organism: Pogoniulus pusillus (Red-fronted tinkerbird)
Lineage: Eukaryota; Metazoa; Chordata; Aves; Piciformes; Lybiidae
Product: P2Y purinoceptor 1-like
Biological process (GO): G protein-coupled receptor signaling pathway
Cellular component (GO): membrane
Molecular function (GO): neuropeptide receptor activity
Source: RefSeq, a predicted model, not a curated record